Messenger RNA from Prorocentrum cordatum, 1538 nucleotides. The record is from the annotation of a GenBank genome assembly. NCBI's taxonomy places the organism in Eukaryota, Dinophyceae, Prorocentrales, Prorocentraceae.
CAGGAUCCGAAAGAUGUGCACCCGCGCGACCAAGGGGCUGCUGAAGGACCGCCUCUUCUCCGGCAUCUUCGUGUGUUUGACCAUUUAUGCAUUGGUGGCGAUCGACCUGGAAACCAUUUACGGUGACAAAGAUUCCGAGCUCGUCGUCAGCGUAAUCACCACGGUCGUCUUCUUUUCCUUCCUGGUGGAGUUUUCGCUCUUCUCGCUCGCCAAGGCGAACUACGUCGGCAGGCUGCCGUUCUGGCUAGACCUCCUGGCGGUGGCGUCCCUUUUUCCUGACACCUACGUGUUCAAGCACGUUAUGUUCCCGAACUCCCAGCCGUCCUUGGCGCAGGCAAAGGCGGCAGCCCGCGCAACCCGGACUUUUCGCAUCAACCGCGUCAUACGGAUCAUCAGGGUCGUCACGCUGGUCCCGCGGAUGGCUGACACCUUCCUGAAGCGCUCGAAUGUCGACCAGGUGCGGAGGGUGUUGCGCCAGAAGCUCCAGCGCGUCUUCAUGGCCGUCGACCUUGACGUCGCAGGCACUGUGCCACGGUCUACGCUGCAACUUUGCCACGACCAUAUACGAGGAGAAGAGACCCGCAGGAGAGGUCCGCGGUUUUCGAGGAGCAGCACACGCACUGCGUUAGGGGCCAGCCUUCGCAGACUGGAGACUCGCACGACCUUGAACGGCGUGACAAUCCCGGACGCGUCGGACGCCGUUGUCGAUGAGCCCAUCGGAGACGAAGCGGUGGACUUCGAGACGUUUCAGAAUGAGCUUCUGCAUGACGAACUGGUCGCUGCAUACCUGCGCAGCUCGUGUCAGCGCCAGCUGAAAAAGGGCAACAACAUGGCAAACAUCGGCAUGCGGCAGCUUGAGGACAUCAGCAUGAAGGUGGCCGUGGGCGUGUUGGCGAUGAUGGUUGUGUUGAAUGUGUUGACGCCCGUGGAGCAGGACACCGCCCUGCAGAAUGGGCUGGCGUUCAUGGACGCCGAGGUGGAGUGGAAGCUGGCGUCCCAGCUUUAUAAUUCUUCGGUGCCAGAGUUUGUGACGGACCACAUCGAGGUGUGGAUGCAGAAUUGGCCGAGCGAGGACUUUGAGUUGGUUUACCUUGACUUGGACAAGCGCGUGUUCUGCAACGAGUUCCGAGAACAUGGGCAGAGGUGCGAUCCUCUGGUCCUGGACUCUCCCCGUUAUUGGUCAGAGCGCUUGUCCCUGACUGAUAUCGACGAGGACAUGUUCUCCUCGCAGUACAGACUACGUGAUCUUUCUUUUCAUACUUGGCCAGACCUGGAAGCCAGCCUCUCUGAGGAGGAGGUGAACAGUCUCACCAGCGCGGUGGCCGUGGUCAACGUGCGGGGGACCAUCAACAUGCAGUCCACCCAGCUGUUGCUGACCACCGGCGUCGUUGUAGUGAUCAUUAUGUUGGGCUUCACCUCCAUCGCGAGGGACAUGAUCAGCUUGCGCAGGAGCCUCCUCCAGCCGCUGCGGAACCUGGCGGACGAGAUGCAGAGCAUCACCCAGCGGCAGCUCGCUGGGGUGACGACCUCCUUCUCGU